GGGGAAAAAAAAAGACAGGCCUUCCUUGAGCCGGAAGAGGAAAUGGUGCUCCAGCGUUCAUGGCCGCGCUCCUAGCAACGUAGGGACCGGUGCAGCGAAAGAGGUGGUCGCGGAGGGGCUUGGAGUUGCUCUCUGGUUCCGCGGGAUGGCGGAGAAGUUCGACUCCCUGGAGGAGCACCUGGAAAAGUUCGUAGAAAACAUCCGGCAGCUGGGCAUCAUUGUCAGCGACUUCCAGCCUAGCAGCCAAGCGGGACUUAGCCAGAAACUGAAUUUUAUGGUUACAGGCUUGCAAGAUAUUGACAAGUGCCGACAACAGCUUCAUGAUAUCAGUGUGCCUUUGGAAGUCUUUGAAUACAUAGAUCAAGGCCGUAAUCCCCAACUAUAUACUAAAGAAUGUUUGGAAAGAGCUCUAGCUAAAAAUGAACAAGUGAAAGGUAAAAUUGAUACCAUGAAGAAAUUCAAAAGUCUGUUGAUUCAGGAACUGACUAAAGUGUUCCCAGAGGACAUGGCUAAGUACAAAGCUAUUAGGAGUGAAGAUCCUUCUCCAUAAUUAUAUUUUCUGUUGUCCUGCGUUCCCUUCCAUACUCUGGUGAUAUGUUUGUAUGAUGAUAAUUGACAGCUUGAAGAAUGAAGAUGUGUUCACCUGAAAUACUGAUUAAAUAUUGUAUCUCUUGGCCUAGUUGGAAGGUGAUUCUUUUGUGCUACAUCUGCAGUCAUUAAGAUUUUUAAGAAGUUCAGAAAGAAUCCAGAGAUUCAAAAUAUUUUCUCUGUAAUGUGACAUGAAGCCUGUCUGUGAUCUAAAAGCUAUCUCCUCUGCAUCUUGUAAAUACUACACAAAGUAAGGUGGGAUCAGGACUGUGGUUGUGAAUUGCAGCUUACACAAAAUGGGGUAGUAAUAUAAAUGUGUCAUUAUUUCCUAUGAAUUCUAAAUUAUUCUUUUGAAUAAUUAGUUUCUAGCGUGACCUCUUUUUCCUGUUUUGAUCUGUAUAAGAGCAAUACUUGUUCAUUUUGUGAUGUCAUAAAAAUAAAAUAGGAAUGUUUCUAAUAUUAUACAUGGGGAUACUGUCAAAACAACUUCUAACAUCUUCAGUUUUUCAUGGUUAGUGAAAAAAUGAACUUCUAAAUAUAUUAUAACCUUAAUAUGUUAACUUGUUUUUCAUCUUUUAUAUGGUCUUGUUUUUUGUUUAUAUCUUUUCUGACAGUCUGACAAUCAUAAGAAUUGAUUACAUAAGUUGUAAACAAAGGAUUUACAUCUUGUACAUUAUAAACAUAUAGUAACUAUAAGCUUAUUCAUACAGGCAUGUUCAUCAUUUAUGGCAGUUCUGAUUUGCAUGGAAAUGAGUUAUGAAUAAACAGUAGAGAGAACUUGCA
Molecule: messenger RNA, 1371 nt
Organism: Python bivittatus (Burmese python)
Lineage: Eukaryota; Metazoa; Chordata; Lepidosauria; Squamata; Pythonidae
Gene: MED10
Product: mediator complex subunit 10
Biological process (GO): regulation of transcription by RNA polymerase II
Cellular component (GO): mediator complex
Molecular function (GO): transcription coregulator activity
Source: RefSeq, a predicted model, not a curated record